Molecule: messenger RNA, 1166 nt
Organism: Musa acuminata subsp. malaccensis (wild Malaysian banana)
Lineage: Eukaryota; Viridiplantae; Streptophyta; Magnoliopsida; Zingiberales; Musaceae
Product: non-functional NADPH-dependent codeinone reductase 2
Cellular component (GO): cytosol
Molecular function (GO): aldose reductase (NADPH) activity
Source: RefSeq, a predicted model, not a curated record
UCUGCAUCUAACGACGAGAACGACUAGUUUUGCUUCUCUCCCCGCCCCUCUCCGGCAAGCGGCAGAAGAUGGCGGUAAUGCAGCAGGUUGUGCUGAGUUCAGGGAGGAGGAUGCCGGUUCUCGGCAUGGGGACGGCCACAUACCCGGUGCCGCCCGACGAGAUCAUGACGUCGGCGGUGAUUGACGCCAUCGAGCUCGGCUACCGCCACUUCGACACCGCCAGCAUCUACGGGUCGGAGCGGGCUGUUGGCCAGGCCAUAGCGACUGCCCUGGAAAGAGGGCUCAUCAGGAGCCGCGACGAGCUCUUCGUCACCACCAAACUGUGGUGCACCGACAUGCACGCGGACCGCGUUGUCCCUGCACUGCAAGAGUCUCUCAGGACUUUGGGUUUGGAGUACAUCGAUCUGUAUCUUAUCCACUUCCCUGUUAGAUUAAAAGGUGACAAACAAAUAAUAUUCACCAGCGAGGACAUGAUUCCCUUGGACAUGCCAACUGUGUGGGAAGCAAUGGAGAAAUGUCAAAGUCUUGGUUUAGCUAAAUCUAUCGGAGUUAGCAACUUCACAUGCAGGAAGCUAGCUGACCUACUUAGUCAUGCAAAAAUUCCACCUGCUGUGAACCAGGUGGAAAUAAAUCCUAUUUGGCAGCAAAGAAAACUACGAGACUUCUGCUCAGAGAAGGGAAUCCAUGUAACUGCAUAUUCUUUGCUAGGUGCAAUUGGAGUCUUUUGGGGGAGUAAUGAUGUGUUGGAAUGUGAAGAGGUCAAAAGAAUUGCUCAGUCUACGGGAAAAAGCAGAGCCCAGGUAUGCUUAAGGUGGGGCGUCGAGCAAGGUGGGAGCAUUGUAGUGAAAAGUUUUAACAAGGAAAGGCUCAAAGAGAACAUGGAGAUAUUUGACUGGCAUCUGAAAGAGGAGGACAAGGAAAGAUUGAGCCUAGUACCACAGAAAAGGCUCAUUCUGGUUCACCCAUUUAUAUCACCCAAUGGUUUGUACAAGUCUCAUGCUGAAUUUUGGGAUGGUGAUGUGUAGAUUACACAGCAUCAUGAAACAUAGUGAAGGAUGCAUGUCAUCCCCAAAUUGCCAAUUUACAUUUACAAUUGUCAUAGCUAAUGCCUACCAUUCUUGCAUGCCAUUCUAAAAUUUUGAAUGAAUUUUGGGUGAUCACGACUC